AAUUAUUUUACAGUACAUACUAUAUAUAUGUUGUGUUUAAAGUAUGUAAGAAUAUCAGUUUACUUAUACUUAUACUUAAAAAUUUAAAUCUUGAAUUAAAAAUCUUAAUAAAGUAGAAAGAAGAUAAGUAAUAAUAAUUUAUAUCAAUGCUGCUCUCCGAAAAUUACUAAUGUUUACAUAACAAUUAUUUCACACCGCUGGAAGAUACUUGUCCAAUGGAGUUUUAUAUUAACAACAAUAAUUAUUUGCGAUGCAAAUCGCAGCAAAAUUAAUAAUCGGUAUAAUGAGUACAUGGAAGCUGAUACAACGACGUUGUUACGAUCUUCUUUCACAUAAAUCGUCAUUACUUAUUAUUCUUAUUGCAUUUACAUGCAUAUUUGUUGGUACUGUACACUUUGGAGAGGUAUGGCUUGCUUGGAGUAAAGAAAAAUAUCAAGCCGUAUUCCACUCGUUCAAUGACAAUAUCAUCGGCACUUCGUUUCAAAAUAAACUGUGCCAGCAUGUGCCUAUUGAUGUAGUUUAUACGUGGGUGAAUGGUAGCGAUCCAGCGUUUAUUCAAGAUUUACAUAAAUAUAUACCAGUUCCUAAUGACAUUAACGCAGCUGUGUCGAGAUUUAAUGAUAAAGAUGAGUUGAGGUACUCGUUGCGAUCGCUAGAAAUGUAUGCACCAUGGGUUAGACAUGUUUAUAUUAUUACUAAUGGCCAAAUACCCAAUUGGCUGGAUAUGGAUAAUGAGAGAAUGACACUUAUUAGUCAUCAUGAUAUUUUUCCUAAUAAAAAUCAUCUACCGACUUUUUCAAGUCCAGCUAUUGAAAGUCAUAUCCAUAGAAUACCAGGAAUAUCUGAUAAAUUUUUAUAUUUUAACGAUGAUGUUUUCCUGGGUACGGAAGUCUGGCCUGAAGAUUUUAUCACGCAAACUGGCGGGCAAAAAGUUUAUUUGGCUUGGUGGAUACCGGACUGCUCCGAUAUUUGUCCUUGGGCUUGGGUUGGAGAUGGCUCUUGUGAUCCUGCUUGUAAUACAACAGUUUGUGAAUUUGAUGGUGGAGAUUGUAAUACAACGCCCAUACCAACAGACAGUGAAGUGAUGGAAGAAGACGGUGACUAUCCGUAUAAGCUUCUUCAAAUGAAUCAAGAAAAAGAAACAGCAAAAUUUUUUGAUUCAUUAAAGCAAAAAAAUCAAAAUAUAAAUUCUUCAGUUACAACUCGUCCUUCUGUUACGACUAUUCCGUCGUCAUUACCUUCUUUUAAUUCAUUUUCAACGUCCGAUCCUUUGAACGUUAAUGAAAAUUCACUGGAUGAUAUAAUUAAAUUACUGAAGGAUAAACAUAAUCAUAUAAAUAAUACUCAAGAUAAUGAAUUAAUACUUUCGAAAAAUAGUUUUAGAAUAAACAGAACUGCCGACCAAAAUGGAGAUAAAAAAAGAAAAAAAUUAUCUACGUCCACUGAAAUAAUAGGAUUUAAGUACGAGUUUGCUCAUCCGAUGAGUCGCCGUAAGCAGCAAAAUCGAAAUGAUGAUAUUAUAAAUCUUGUACAUAUAAGUGAUCCUGAAAAAUCAGACAAUAUUAAUAAUAACAAUAAUAAUGACAAUGACAAUAAUAAUAAAUAUCCAAGUCACUUAAAACGUAAAAUUCGUCGACUGGAUACUUAUGCAGAGUCAUUAUUAUACGUUAAUAGAAUUUAUAACGCAGCCUAUGGGUUUCAGCGACGUCGCGUGCCAGCUCACAUGCCACAUUUAUUAGACAAAAAAAUAAUAGAGGACAUGCAUGAUAAAUUUAAAUUUGAAUUCGAUAAAACUUCGUCUCAUCGCGUAAGAAAUUCUCAAGAUAUGCAAUUUGCAUUUUCAUAUUUUUAUUAUCUUAUCAGUGAAAAACAACAGUCAACUGCUGGUGAAAUAUUUGAUAGAUUUGAUACUGAUAAAUCGGGUACAUGGUCUGAUCGUGAAAUAAGAACUCUUUUAUCACGAAUAAAUCCACUUCCGUUGGAUUAUAGUCUUGUGAUAGAUUUUGAAAAUGCAAUUACUAAUUGCUCACGUCGUAUUAAAUUAACUAAUAGUAAAAAUAUAGAGCCACCAUCGGGUGAACGUUAUCUUGAUUCUAUUCUGCCUACUGUGACUAAAGAAUUAAUAAUAAAAUGUGACGCAAUAGCCAAUAAAAUUAAGUCACAGUUUGGUGAAAAAAAUCGUUACCAACAUGAAAUUUUAAAAGCCGGAAGAAAUGAAAUCUUUGAGAUGUUAACGAGCAAUGUGUCCCAGACAGUACAAUUGCUCGAUGAAAUACGACGAGAGCCAAAGAAAUUUAUUUGUCUAAAUGAUGAUAUGGAUCCCUCGCGAAAAUCAGAGAACGAUAUUAUCCGAGCUUUACUUAAUGAUUUUUACCGUUCUCUAUACCCACUUAAGAGCAAUUUCGAAUUACCAGCUCAGUAUAGAAAUAGAUUUUCUCACCGAAAUGAAUUAUACGAGUGGCGAGCUAGUCGAGCGAGAGCUAGGAAUAUUUUACUUUUACUUAUAUCAUUACUGAUGUUUAUUACGAUUUAUCAUUUAUUUUACAAUCAAAUCCGACGAUUUUUACGCAACAGAUCUCUUCCGGCUUUUCUUGUGUAAUUUAUUAAAUAUCUGUGAUUUUAUUAAGUGUAACACUUGUACUAUUUUAUCAAUCAUUCUAGUCAACUAUUAUAUAUUUUUUUAUCUGACUUAUCAUUUUUUUAAUCAUCACAUUAACUCAUUUUUAUUAC
Molecule: messenger RNA, 2730 nt
Organism: Cotesia glomerata
Lineage: Eukaryota; Metazoa; Arthropoda; Insecta; Hymenoptera; Braconidae
Gene: Gnptab
Product: N-acetylglucosamine-1-phosphotransferase subunits alpha/beta
Exons: 4
Coding region: 251-2599 (782 amino acids)
Biological process (GO): carbohydrate phosphorylation; N-glycan processing to lysosome
Cellular component (GO): Golgi apparatus
Molecular function (GO): UDP-N-acetylglucosamine-lysosomal-enzyme N-acetylglucosaminephosphotransferase activity
Source: RefSeq, a predicted model, not a curated record